GAAAGUUAGGAACCCAAUUACCUGAACAAUAAAACAAAACAAGGAUUCAUUUUAUUUAGCCAUUUUCAUUACCUUUGGAAACUCCAAAAAUUCAAAUAUCACUCUUUCUUUUCACACAAUAUAUUUUUCUCAAAACCAUAAUAUUAUUUUUUUUCCUCAUUUAAAUUUUAUAUUUAUUUCCUCUUCUGUUUCAUCUAACCCUGCUAUUAUUUUAAACGAUGAAUUUUAUGUAAAUGGUGCAAAUUUGAAGUUUCUUUAGUUCUUGUUUUAUGCUCAGUUUCUCAAGCUUUAGUUUAAAUUCGAUUAUUUAGCUUAAAUUUUUCAUCUGUCAUUUACAAAAAUAAAAUAUUUACCAGUGUAGCAGUGAAUUUUGAGUGAUUUAGUUUGAAGAAAAUGAUGAGAUAUUGAUGUGUGAGUUAUUAAGUGUUUAAAAACAUGGAGGCUAGUGGCGGUGUUAGUGGUGGCGUUACGGUGGUCGGAUCGGAUGCUCCGUCGGAGUACCAUGUAGCUCCGAGAACCGACAACCAAACUCCAGCAACUGGAUCGGCGGCUCAUACUUCUACGGCGGUUCAAGGAAGUGAUCAGCCGCCUCCUCCGCCGCAUACGGCGGCGAUAUCGGCAUCACCGGCAGCUACGACGAUGCCGGAGAAGAAGAAGAGAGGUCGUCCGAGAAAGUAUGCACCGGAUGGUUCGGUGACGAUGGCGUUGUCUCCGAAGCCGAUAUCUUCUUCAGCUCCGUUGCCGCCAGUGAUCGAUUUCACGGCGGAGAAGCGUGGAAAAGUGCGGCCAGUUAGCUCAGUGAGCAAGGCCAGAUUUGAGUCGCACAAUAAUCAGUAUAUAGGUGAAUGGGUCCCUUGCUCAGUUGGUUCAAAUUUUACACCCCACAUCAUCACUGUUAAUGCUGGAGAGGAUGUUACUAUGAAGGUAAUAUCAUUUUCUCAGCAAGGGCCUCGAGCUAUAUGCAUUCUUUCAGCAAAUGGCGUCAUAAAAAGUGUCACGCUUCGUCAGCCCGAUUCUUCUGGAGGCACAUUGACAUAUGAGGGACUGUUUGAAAUUUUGUCUUUAUCUGGUUCAUUCAUGCCAAAUGAAAGUGGAGGAACACGAAGCAGAUCAGGGGGUAUGAGUGUUUCUUUAGCAAGUCCCAAUGGACGUGUUGUUGGCGGAGGAGUAGCUGGUCUGUUGGUGGCUGCAAGUCCAGUGCAGGUAGUGGUUGGUAGUUUUAUGGCAGGAAACCAACAUGAGAAGCCAAUAACUCAGAAACAUGAUAUCAUAUCAACUGUGACAUCUACCGCUGUUGUUCCCAUCACUGAUCCAAUACCUAUUCUAUCAUCAGCAUCUUCCUUCCGUGGAGAUAAUUGGUCUGCUGUGCCAGCACCGGAUAAAAAGGAUAACCCUUCUGCUGACAUUAACGUGUCACUUCCUGGAGGCUAAUUUCAAAGGGAUCCCUUAUAUUUGCAUUUAUACGAUGUGUAUGUGUGGAUUUGCGGUGAGAAUAGCAGAAUCAGGGAGUCACUGAUUUUGACAGAAACUAUACGUUCAUGUUUCAACAAAAUUACAGUGUCAAUUGAUUUUGACAAACUCACCGUUAAUAUAAACAUACACAUUCUGACAACGCUGUAAUGGGAUUCCUAAUUGUUGGCUUGUUUUUCCUUGUGUUGUUGUGCUGUAUAAGCUUAUUGAACUUUGUAUAAGGACCGGAAUGUUUUCAAUGUUUUACCAGGUUCCUGUUAUUGUAGAAUUUGAGUUAGCUGAUUAGAUAUGCUUUUUAAUGAUGAUGUCGUGUCUUGGAGAUUUUUGAUAUGAUAGUUCUUCCUAUUCGUGU
Messenger RNA from Cicer arietinum (chickpea), 1822 nucleotides. RefSeq names its product AT-hook motif nuclear-localized protein 1. Lineage: Eukaryota; Viridiplantae; Streptophyta; Magnoliopsida; Fabales; Fabaceae. The record is from RefSeq and is a predicted model, not a curated record. Gene Ontology annotation, molecular function: minor groove of adenine-thymine-rich DNA binding.